AAAAUAGUGGAGUAGGGUGGUAUUAUUAUAACCUUUUUUGUUAGUGUAGUGUUAUGGCAUGUGUUUAUUUAUUUGUCAAGCAAAGUAUAUAGUAGGUGGUGGUAAUGCAAUAUAUUGGAUGCCAGCCGCCGUGAAACCUCCUCAAAGAAGAAGUAAUGAGAUGGACGUCAGCAGUCACAAGACCACAACAGAGUAGAUAACUCUGGCUCGCUCCCCCAGUCGCAGAUGUGUAUAAUGUGGGCUGUUCUACAGGCACGAUGGCUAUGACAAACUUGGAACGUCUGUUGGGAUCUGGAUGUGUGAUCUCCGUUGAAUUACGGCACAGGCGUCACUAAAUUUGCAAGAACUCUUCAGACUAAAGAAUACACGUCUCGUCUGGGGGCGUUAUCACAUCAGCUUGCGCGCGGCUUUGUCUGUGUGUGGCUAAUGUUAUUGUCAGGUUAUCUAGCUGACUAGUCCAAGCAUCACAGUAGAACGCUAGCAAGACAAUAUUGUGUGGUUACAUCGGCGCUAAACUAGCUAGCUUGGCGCUUUAGUAGGAGCUGGUGUGUAUGUGAUGUUCUCCGUACUUUCGUACGGUAGACUUGUUGCCAGAGCUGUUAUUGGCGGACUCUCUCAAACGGAUAGCGGUGACUACAGCCUGGUAACGGCAAGAUGCGGGUUUGGGAAGGAUUUUCGAAAAGGUAUCUUGAAGAAAGGGAUGUGCUAUGGCGACGACGCUUGCUUUAUUGCCCGACAUAGAUCUGCCGAUGUUUUGGGCGUUGCAGAUGGGGUGGGGGGUUGGAGAGACUACGGGGUGGACCCAUCCCAGUUUUCAGGGACCCUGAUGAAGACGUGUGAGCGGCUGGUAAAGGAGGGACGCUUUGUUCCAGGCAACCCUGUGGGCGUCCUCACAAGCAGCUACUACGAGCUCCUACAGAACAAAGUGCCUCUGCUAGGCAGCAGCACGGCCUGUAUCGUGGUGCUGGACCGGCAGAGUCACAGGCUGCACACAGCCAACCUGGGAGACUCUGGCUUCCUGGUGGUGCGGGGAGGAGAGGUAGUGCACCGCUCUGAUGAACAGCAGCAUUACUUCAACACCCCCUUCCAGCUCUCUAUCGCCCCGCCUGAGGCAGAGGGGGCUGUCCUCAAUGACAGUCCUGAUGCUGCAGACAGCUCCUCCUUUGACGUCCAGUUGGGGGACAUCAUUCUCACAGCCACAGAUGGCCUCUUCGACAACAUGCCCGAACACAUGAUCCUACAGGAGUUGAGAAAACUCAAGAACACUAACUAUGAGAGUAUCCAGCAGACAGCCAGGAGCAUUGCAGAGCAGGCCCAUGUUCUGGCAUACAACCCCAACUACAUGUCACCUUUUGCACAGUUUGCCUGUGACAAUGGACUGAAUGUAAGAGGAGGAAAGCCAGAUGACAUCACUGUGUUGCUGUCAAUAGUGGCAGAGUACACAAACUAGAGACUGUAUGGAGGCUAGUAGGGAAAUUAGGAGUUUCCUCUUGUCUGCCUCUUAAAGAUGUCAGACUGCUUUGGUUCCUGCUGGCGGGGAUUAAGGACUGAUGUUGGUGGCUGAGCUGCCCUCCUGAGACCAUAAUUCCUCCAGGAUUCAAUCAGGCCCAUCUCUCAGAUGGAACACUGACAAUACAUGCACUGACUUCACCAUCAGAACUGAGUGUUAAUCUUUAAUAGACUGAAGACAUGGAUGAAUAAAGCAGAGGGUUGUCUGACAUCUGCUAGGCUACCUGCUGCAAAGUAUCGAUCUUGGAAAGUCUCUAGUUGUCUUUGACCUAAUCCCUGUUCAAUGGGAUAAAGGAUGUAGUCGUGUUGAAGCUCUGGCUCUCACAUGAGGAACAAGUCUGUUAUUUGGGCUGUAAAACAAAGCCCAGAAGGUAGAGAUUAAGAAUCUGGGUCAGUAGUAGCCAGUCAAAAGUUGAUUGGGUCAGAAAUGAAAAUCUAUGGAUCGUACAUGUGAGUGUUCCAUCAUGAGCUGAUUUGAAGACCGUAAGUAACAUCGGAAUACGAUACUGAAAGAGAGCGGCUCUCCAGUUAGACUGGUCCAUGACUCGCUGACCCCUGUCCCGGUCAGAGGAAUAAGGCAACCUCAGAGUUAUCUACAAUAGAGAACUUUAGUUCAAGAGGACAUAUGAGAUGGAUGUGGUUAUGUACAGAGAUGAGAGAUUAAUGAAUAUACUGUACAUAAUAAACAUUGCAUGAGAAUAAAAGGAGUAAUAGCACAAGCAAUAAUAAUAUUGACUGUAUAAGAUGAUGACAUAAGCAAAGGACUUGUAUAACACAGAAUCCAUUAUAACAACAAGCAAUAGUAACAAACAGUAAAUCUUCAAGGUUCAAUAUCAUCACUCACCACUGUCCACACACUCAUCACUCUUGUCCACUUGGAGAAAGACUGAGGAGGCAGGACUGUCAGGUGUCCUGCCCUCUAGCAACAUAUUGGUGAUCUAGUAGCAGGGGAUCCCUUAGUCUCUCUGGUACCAGCAGGGAUUGGUAGAGUGAGCUGCAUAAAGUUAGAGAACUCACAGGCAGGAGAAUCCUUAAGAUCUACCAUCAAGUCUGAAUAAUAAGGCCUCGAAAAACAACUUUCAGUGACUCAGAUUAAACAAAUCAAAUUAAUAAUAAAUUAUAUUGAAGGGCAAGCUUUUUUAUGUAGGCAUAAGGGCAUGUGUCUAUGUGAUGUGAAUGAAUGUUGUUGAAAUGUUUUGGUCGAUUUUUGGACAAGUGACAUUUUAAGUUUGACUGAUCUAAUGGAUUGUAUGAAGACCAGGUGCCGUUGCUGCAUAUCAGUUUCUGAUUGUUCACUGGAAGCGCUACUUUGUCCCAGGCCUGCUGUUUUCAACUCUUUUUCUCUCACUCUCAACGCUCUGCUAUGAAAAGCCAACUGAUAUUUACUCACAAGGUGUUAUACUGUUGCACCCUCUAUAACCACUUUGGUUAUGACUCUGCUGGUCAUCUAUGACCGUUUAAACGUCUUUAAGAACGAUAUGGCCUUAAUGGCCAUGUACUGUUAUAAUCGCCACCCGGCAGAGCCUGGUUCCUCUAGGUGAUUCCAGCCUUUCUAGAGUUUUUCCUAGCCACUGUGCUUCUACAUCUGCAUUACUUGCUCUUUGGGGUUUUAGGCUGGGAAUCUGUCUAGCACUUUGACGACUGCUCUUGCAAAAUGGGCUUUAUAAAAUACAUUUGAGUGCAAUUUAGGUUGUACAUGGACCAAGUUAAUUGUUUCUAAGAAUGGGACAUUUUGACUUGAUGUUUCUGUUAAACCUAUCAAUUUUUAUUUGUCACAUACACAUGGUUAGCAUGCGAGUGUAGCAAAAUGCUUGCGCAGUUUCCUAGGAACGCGAAGUGAGGUGGCCAUCUCUGUCGGCGCCGGAAGUACUCACUCCUGCUGUGAUGCAAAGGGUGUGACUGCAAGUGAUGUGGAAGGUUAUUGUGUGAUAUAGUAACCUCUAGCCUGUCUGAUUUUAUAUUGUAUACAUGUUGAAUGUUUAUUUUAUCUAGGCUACACAGCUUUCUUCAGUAUCCACUGGGAUGCAAUGGUAAUGACCAUUUACGCACAAGGUUAAAGAAAGCAUAUCUGAAAGCUCACAGUGGAUGUUGGUCAGGUGACCAUGUUUUUUUUAACUUGUUUGGUGGGAAUCUGGACUGCGCACAGCUUCAAUUUAGCUUUAGGCAUAAUUGUUCACAAUCAGCAUUUCCUUGUCUCAUCAGUUGCCCCUGCUGUAAAGCUCCAAUAGGACAUUUCAUUAAGUGAUAAUAAUCAGGUCACUUAUUUCAUCUUUAAUUGCAGAUUUUCAUUGUGCAUUUACAACAUGUGUGCAGCAACAUUUUAAGAGUAACAUGUGUUAUGCACAUGUUGAUUUAAACUAAUGAACACAGAGCAGAAACUGACAAGUAGCCAUAUUUCACACUUUUCCCACCAUGCCCUGCUGUCUUAAUUUACGCCAUCUGAUCGGAGACCUCUCAUUCCCUUUCAAUGUGUUCAAUGCUUUUCACCAUGGGACAUAUGUGAAUGAACAAGCUAUUAUUAUUAUUUUUAAGGCUUGAAAAAGUAUGACAUGAUCUUAGAAUCCUUCAUAUUCUGUGUAUCAUCUGAGGUACCCUUGGUGGUGUUCUUGUUGAUGUAAUGGUGCACCCUCACUGAAGGCUACUGUCCUGCUUCAAGGGCUCUCCCCUAACUAGGAAAAAAAUGAUUGGCUAUCAGGUGUUUCAUCAUUAACAAUACCCUGCAUGCCUUUCAUAUUGCGCAGGGAGAUGAAAGGCAUCUGCACUGGAUGACAAAUGUUUUUGUAAGCAUUAUGGCACUAGAGGUUGACAACCUCACCAACCUUAAAGUACAAGCAAUUCUCCCUGUCAGAUGGCACUAUAUCAAAGCUAGCUUCCCCAUGAUGUCCAUGUCUGGCUCUCCACUGGCCUAGUGACCUGACCAGACAGUUUUGUUCUGUUGGCCAAUUCUAGACUUCAGUUCAAAAAGCAAAGUUUGUUAUAAUGAGAGCUGCUUGUAUCUUUAUUUUGAUUGUACAGUUCAAUGCAGAGGCAGGUUCUAUUAAACAUGUUUUCAAAGCUGUCAAAUUUAAAUAAAGUAUAGUAUUUAUUA
Messenger RNA from Oncorhynchus mykiss (rainbow trout), 4597 nucleotides. RefSeq names its product protein phosphatase PTC7 homolog. Gene Ontology annotation, molecular function: protein serine/threonine phosphatase activity. Gene Ontology annotation, biological process: protein dephosphorylation. The record is from RefSeq and is a predicted model, not a curated record. Gene Ontology annotation, cellular component: mitochondrion. NCBI's taxonomy places the organism in Eukaryota, Metazoa, Chordata, Actinopteri, Salmoniformes, Salmonidae.